GCGGAGCCAGCCUACACACAGCCUUGUUCAUUUCCAGGCCGGGUAGAACCCCAGCAACACCGCUGAAAUCGGUUCAACCUAUGAAGAUUGGGCUUUUCAAUCUCCAUCCAUCCUUUGCAUAGACAGCAUUUUGUGGAAAUAUAUCACUGUCACUGAUCAGAAGAUACACUAAGUCGUUGAGUUGAAUCAGAAGACACUGGGAAGAGGCGCUACAAAAAAUUUCCAUACUCGAUGACAUUACAUCGCAAUGUCCGAUCGUUUGGGGCAAAUAACCAAGUCCAAGGAUGGGAAAAGCAAGUAUUCCUCACUUAGCCUAUUUGACAAGUACAAGGGAAAAUCAACUGAAAAUCAGAAAAACGCAGUAGUUCCGCGACAUGGCUUGCAGAGUCUUGGCAAAGUGGCCGCAGCCCGGCGCAUGCCCCCGCCUGCUCACCUGCCGAGCUUGAAGUCUGAAAACAAAGGAAACGAUCCCAACGUGAUUAUUGUGCCGAAAGACGGUACAGGAUGGGCGAACAAGCAGGAGCAACCCGAUCAAAAGAGUUCUAUUGCAUCAAUACCACAGCUGCCGGAGUUGCAGCCACAGCUGGCUUCACAGAAAUCUGUCUCCAAUCUUCAGAAGCCCUCACUGGUAGCCAACCAAGAGAACACAAACACAGGUGGACCAAAGCAAUGGGCCCAGCUAAAUGGAAAGGCAGUAGAAAAAGAUGGUUCAAGGGCCUUAAACCGACUUCAGCCCUUCUCUCACGAGGAAUUUCCCACGCUGAAGGCAGCUGGAGAACAGGACAGGGCUGGCAAGGAAAGAAGCGGCUUCGAUCCGUCGUAUGGGCCCGGACCAAGCCUCCGCCCCCAGAAUGUGACGAGCUGGAGGGAAGGUGGUGGCAGGAACCUUCAGCCCUCGUCCCUGACCCUCGGCUUGCCAGCAGAUCCUGAGGGUAAGCUCACUGCCCUGGGUGAGAAUGGCACCCCUCCCGCCUCAUCUCACCCCCCAUCUGCCACCGUGACAACCUCUUCUAGUGUAGUGACGGCUCAGUCACCAGUCCUUGACCCCAAGGAGCCUUCGCUGAGACCCGCCCAGCCUGUCCGCAGAACAACCAUCCCUACUGCUCUGCAGUAUCAGCUUAAUCACACUUCGAAUGCUGUCUACCAUGACAUGUUGCCUGCAUUUAUGUGCUCCAGAGAGACACGUGAAGCCCCAGGUACAGACCACGUUCCUGCCACUGUAGCAGCUCCAGCCCGAUUUGACAACAAACCUACUUUUAGACAGGGCUAUGCCAAACCUGAGCUUGUCAAUGGUGAUGUGAGAAGAGAGAACCGCUUUGUUCGCGCUCCACCUCGACCCUCUUCUCAGCCCAUCCGCAGGCCUGGUGACAGACCGCAACGUCCAGCCAUCAUUAAUGCAGAGGACCUGAAGGAUCUGGAUGAACUCGACCAUGACUGUGAGGAUGGGUGGGCAGGACUCCAUGAGGAAGUUGACUAUAGUGAGAAGCUUAAGUUCAGUGAUGACGAAGAUGACCCCUCCGGUGAAAAGAAAAGGAUGUGGACUGAAUGGGAGAAGGAGAGGGAGAGAGAGCUCCAGCGUGACUGCAUAUCCUCCCUAAGUUCAGGUGAGGUGUCCUACCCUCAGGAGGGCCCUGAGGAGAGCUAUUCCUACCAACACCACCAUCCAGAGCAGCCCAGGAAGACCAACAGCAGAUAUCUCCCUACGGACGCACUGGUCCAGCAGAAAAUCCAAGGUGAGCCACUGGCUGACCAAGAUGAUCGCCAGUCUCAGGCUCCAGCAAGGGCAAAGUACGUGUCACCUGAGCUGCUGGAGGCUGUUGAGAGAGCUCGCAGACGCCGGGACGAGGAGGAGAGGCGUGCCCGUGAGGAACGGCUGGCUGCCUGUGCUGAAAAACUUAAAAAGCUGGAUGAGAAGUUUGGGAAGACUGAAAGGCAGACAUCAAGAACAGAGGAGUGCCAGAUAGAGGGAGAUGGCAAAGAGGUUCCACUUUCCCCAGAUAGGGAACAGAGUAAAGGCCACAUUGAGAACUGGCAGUACAGCACAAAAGAUGGAAGUGAGUGUCCCCAAGACCACUCUCCUGGCCAGAGUUAUCGCGAGGAACCUGCUUUCUCUAACUACCGUGCCAGUGAGGAUGAUGUCCAGGAGCCCAUCUCCCCCUCCGGAGACUACGGUGGACGUCAUCCCUCCAAACCCAUCCCACCCCGCUUUCAAAAGCAGCCACAGCAGCCACAGCAGCCACAGCAGCCACAGCAGCCACAGCACCAUCAACAGCAGGAACAAGUCUACAAGAUGCAGCACUGGCAGCAGUCGGGUCACCCUGCCCCAUCUGGCUCAAGCCACAGCCAGCGGGGCUACUAUCCCCCACAUGUCCUCGGGUUCGAUCCCCGCUGGAUGAUGAUGCCUCCUUUCAUGGAUCCCCGUAUGACCCAAGGACGAUCUCCUGUUGACUACUACCCCAGUGCUGUCCACUCUUCAGCAGGAAUGAUGAAACCCAUGAUGCAUCAAGACCACCUGAACAGCCCUGGUUCCGAUGAGGGAUGCCAUUCAAACCUGCACCAGGAGAGGAGAGCCCCUUCCACUGAGCCUUACCCUAUGUGGAACCAAGAUGGCUACCCCUUGCGCAGCUUCACUCCACCUUACCAGAGACCGCAUGAAAGCUCAGACAGUGGUCAGCCCGAUGACAGAAAUGAUAUGGCCUGCACCCAACAGGACUCCUAUGAAGAGAGGGCCACUGAGUGCUUGAGCCACCCCCGAGAUGAUAUCCCCCAUCAUACUUACCAGAGUCGAGGCCCAGACAGAGAACACCAACACCAUGACCAAGGCUUGCUGACCACUGCGCAGAACCACUCGUUGAUUCAUGCAGAUAGUGAUUACCCAAAACAAGACUGUAGAGACAAGAAUCAGAAAGACGGCAGUGAAACUCACGAUGAGACCUCAGAUGGCUCAAAGGACAAUUGGAAAAGAGAUGGAGGCCAGAAACAAGAUGGAGGACUCAACAAUGUCCAAAGCCAGUGGUCCGAGCCUACUUCCAGUUCCAGUAGUAAUAUUAGCCAGCCAUCUGAGAGCACUGGGCGCACCUUGACUCGCAGAACUGGUCCCAUCAAGAAACCAGUACUCAAGGCUCUCAAAGUCGAAGAUAAAGAGAAUGAGAAGCCUAAACCUGAGCCCGAGGAGAAGCCUGUCCCUUACCGCUUGGAGAAAGAAGUCCUGACUAAUGUUUACGACUUGAAGAAAGAUAGCCAGCCUGCCAGCAACCGGCGUUCAGCAUCACCCAUUGUUGAGAAACAGCAUGAAGAGAGGCAGCGGCAGUCACCAGCUCCCACCAAAAUCGACAGGCCUCUGAGCACCCAUAGUGAUGACUCUCCCAAAGAGAGCGCAUGGGACAUUGGCAAGAACCAGUCACCUAGAGAAAGCCAGGAAAUUCAGGAGCCUCAAGCACCACGGCGCAAUAACUGGAUCUUCAUUGAUGAAGAACAGGCCUUUGGUGCAGUCAGGGGAACAGGUAGAGGCCGCAGUCGAGGAUUUAGGGAAUUUAGCUCAAGAGGUGGAACCCGUGGUGGCCGAGUUGGAGACAAUCUCAGGGGGGCUUAUAACAACAAUAACAACAGCAGUGGUGCUCAGCGGACCGGCAGAGGCAGAGCAUCUAGGGACCUUGUCAAGGUGGAGGAGUUCCAGAGGGGCAAGCCUCGCAGGCGCAAUGUCAGUGAGACCUUAAGUGAAACCUCUGAGUAUGAGGAACUGCCCAAGAGGCGCCGAGAGAAGGGAUCUGAAAAUGGAGACGGUUACACAGAGUCUGGAGAAGUCCGUAAGGCUGAUAGAGACUCUUGGAGAUCCAACAAGGUGUACACCGAUGACCAGACAGCCGCAGAUUCCAGAGAAAAGACCAAGGCCAGCCGGGGUUUCGGAGGUCGCAUGCUCCCUCCCAGGCUGAACACCCCUGGAAGUUACAGUCGAGGCUUUGGAGGUCCCAGGGACAUUUCUACAUGGAGAGGCCGUGGGCCCCAGUUUAGUAGCACUGGUGGCUCCAUGCAAGAAAAUGGUUAUGUUCCUGGAGCUGAGACGACUUACUCCCGCAGACCCCCUCCUGUUGAACGUGAGACUCUUAAGUACCCACCUAAAUUCACUGGCUCCUUCAUGGAAAAUGGCACAGAGGAAGGAGAAUACUACUUUGACAAUGACAACCCCGAUAGGCAGAUGUUACGAAGACGGCGUCCACCCCGUCAAGACAAGCCUCCACGCUUCCGUCGUCUACAACAACCUGAACCUGGCUCAAACCAGUGGACAAGUGAUGAGUACAUAAAUGGAGACUUGGCUAACCCCUGGCCUGGUCGCCCUAAAGGCAGUGGGGAAGACAACUGGCCCAGUGGCCACUACCCUGGUGGACGCCCAAGCCAGCCUGGUCAGGCAGAGGAAUGGGAGACUGGAUCAGAGAACAGCGACUUUGACUGGAGGGAGAAGCGAGGUGGAAGUGGAGCCGCAGCUCCACAAGGACAUGGUGAUGUUCCCUCAGACCCUGGCCAUAGUGAGCCAGGCUCUGGCGAGAAGAGGGAACUUUGCAAGAGAAGCUUCUCUAGCCAGAGACCAUUGGUGGAACGGCAGAACAGGAAAGGAGAGCCAUCACUGCUAGAAGUGAGCAAGAUGGGACGUACUCCUGAUAAUCCCGCCUCCUCCUCCAACAGGAGUGACAGUUGGCAGAAUGGAGGGACUUCUUGUAAAAGCAGAAACCCAGAUGAGUCGGGCCCAGUCUACAGCAUAGAGCAACCAGAGGAGCGGGAGCCCAAUGAACCCUCAGGGAAGAAAUUUGAUAAGGAACUGAAACAAGGAUCUAUCAGGACGGACAUAACUGAACCUCUGUCCCAAUAUGAGCUCAGCGGCUACCCAAUUGAGGGGGAUUCAGGGGGACCAGUUUCAAAUCCAGAUGGAUACCAGGAUGCCUUGUCCAAAAAGCAAAGACGCCCACAGGAGGAUGAUAGGAGGAGGAAGGAGCAGGGAUCUGCUGUUCCAGUGAAGAACAGGACAAUUGCAUCCAAGAUACCACCACGCUUUGCAAAAAAGCAGGGAAGCAUGAGCAUUGAACAACCUGAGGAGGCGCUGUCUUCCAACAACCUGGGAACCGAAAUCUGGGAGACCAACAGCUCCGCUCUUUCAGUACAGUCCUCAGGGGGAGACUCGUGGACUAAGCAGGUGUCUUACACUGGGAGCGAGCCCAACUCUGAGGACUCUGAUGCUGGUCCAGAGCAGAGUAAAGAACAGCACAAGCCAGGGCCCAUUGGAAAUGAACGCUCCCUAAAGCACCGCAAGGGAUCAGAAGGUGUUGAUCGGCUGGAAGGUGGCCCGAUAACGCCAGUCAAUGGCGUGGACCUCCAUGUGGACACUGCGCUGCCUGUGCCUCCUAUUGAGUUUGGUGUCAGUGCCAAGGACUCUGAUUUCAGCCUACAGCCGGGCUCCACCCCAGUUCCCCUGUCCAAUCCUGUACACAAGCUUCAGGAUGCACUUAUUACCAAUCUGUUUGUCUUUAAACAGACUGCUCUCAACCAGGGUAUCCCCAUGCUGCGUUCCAACCACCUGCAGCCUGGCAUGAACCUCAACCCCAUGUCCUUCCCCAGUGCUGACCUCACUCUCAAGAUGGAAUCCGCACGCAAAGCGUGGGAGAACUCCCAGUCUCUACCCGAACAGGGCUCUCCCGGCGGCGUUGCUUCCGGUAUUCAGCCCCCAUGCAGCAUUGGCUCCUCCAGUGGUGUUAGCUACAGUUCUUUUGGAGGGGUUUCAAUGCCUCCAAUGCCUGUGGCAUCAGUAGCACCUUCCAUGUCCAUGCAAGGUAGUCAUAUUCCCCCGUUGUAUCUGGAUGCUCAUGUUUUUCCUAGCCAGACCCGCCUUGUACCUCCCAGCAUGAGCCAGCAGCAGACCUACCAACAGGCAGCUGCAGCCCAGCAGAUUCCCAUCUCUUUACACACGUCUCUUCAGGCUCAGGCUCAGUUGGGGCUUCGGGGAGGUCUACCCGUCUCUCAGUCCCAAGAGAUGUUCAACUCUAUUUCCUCCUUCAGGUCCCAGGUUUACAUGCACCCCAACCUGUCUCAGCCCAGCCCCAUGGUGCUGUCAGGCGGAGCCCCUCUCAAGGGGCCCUACUCAGCUUUCCCUGGCAUGCAGCCCUCAGACAUGGUCAAGACACAGUCAGGCUCCCACUAUCAGCCCAUGAAUGGCAGCCAGCAGCUAGUCUAUGACGGCCAGAUGAACCAAGGGCCUGGUAUGGGUUCUUCCCAGCUAAUGGACUCUCAGCUCAUCCAGGUGACCAUGCCCCUACCUGGCUCUCAGCUGCGCUAUGGCUCUGCUCAGCAGCAUCUCAUCCUCCCACAGUCGAUCCAGCUGCAGCAGGGUCAGAACCUGUCAGUUGGUGGCCCCCGCCGAAUGAUGCCACCUGGUUCCCAGCCUGCGGUCAUGACUGGCAGUCGAGAGGGCUCACAGAUGGAAAUGAAAGGCUAUCAGUUUGCUGAGAAGCCCAAUCAUUCCCAAGGCAUGUCUGGACCCUACAGGCCUGGGUCUGCCAGUCCCAUUGGGAAGCCCUCUGGUCCUGGGGGGCCUGUAGGCCCAUUGCCUCCACAUUAUGCUCAGCAGGUCCCAACUGUUCAGGGCAGCAUGGUGAUGCACAUGCGCCCACCCCCCACUGGCCCUUUCCCCAACCCCAUUCAGAGACCAGUCAUGCAGCUCAACAAGCCUGUCCUCAUCCGCCCCCCCCCUUACCCCAAUCCUGGCCGUGACCUUUCCCACUCCACCCCUCCCUCGGUCCCCGAGCCCCCUAAUAAAGGGCCAGAGGAUGGCAUGAAGAAUAAAACCAUGCGAGAAUUGCGCAAGGCAGUGGGUGAGGGCAAGACACCAUCUGGGGGCAUGACCAGCAAACUCCAGGAGCCCCUACCCUCCACGGGGCAAGCCAAACCAGCACGCUCGGGAGCCAUCAAACCCCAGGCUGUCAAAGUAGAGGAGGCGAGGCAUAACAAUGGACUUUAAAAUCCUCAACACCACUCAGCCUGCCAACACAAGCCCCUUGACCAAUGUCUGAGCCUUCCAAGACCCACCUUAUCCCGUGGCAACGGGCAUACAUGCAGACAUCAUAAUGAACUCUCAGAACUGGACACUAUUAUUUCACACCGCGUAUAGAGAUAUAUAAAUAUAUAUAUAAAUAUAUACAUAGACAAACACAGUCUUUUAAACAGAUCUCUUCAAGGUCCUCUUUAAUUUAUUAUUAGUCACUUUUAAGAGAUUGGUAAAGAGAAAAGAUAUUUCUUUUUUUCUUUUUUUUUUGUGUUUCUCUCCAAAGUGGAGAAAGGAAAAUGGCCAACUCAGACAGAUGGUUCAUUUUUCAUACCAUUUUGCCAAACUAUUUACUCCCUCUUUAUGGACUAGAGCCGUUAAGACCAGGCAGACUCUUGAUACAACUAUGAGAAGCAAAGUCUUUUUUCUUUUUUUUUAAACAAUUUGAAAUGCUGUUUUUGUCAUUUUACAUUAGCAUUUUUGCUGGUAAUUGUAAAGAUCACCCAUUUAUGCUAUUGUUAAAUGACUUAUUUUAUUAACCCAUGGGAAAAGAAAUCCUCCAAUUUGUGGCCAUCAUUGCAUGUCAACAUGGCAAAAGUCGAGUGCAUCGCCCUAGAGAUGCAUCUUCUGGGGUCCUUAAGCCAGCCCAUGAACUGUGGUGAAACUCAGUUCUUUUCUUUUACAUUCUUUUGCUCACUCUUCUGUAUGUAAAUUUAAAAUUAAAAGGUGGACAUUUUUACCAAAAUCAUGUUGCUUCCAUGAAACUUCACCGGCAUUGAUUCAGCGUGUGCAUGUGACGUGCCGAACGUGUGUAAACUUGCGGGACAACAGAGCAACAUUUCACAAAGACUGUACCUGAACUCAGCAUUCACAGUGCUGCCAUCGACUGUGUGGAUUUUGCUCAACUAAGCUGGCAACAAUUAUUAUUAUUUUAUUUUUUUUGGCUCAUUGUGAAGUUUUUGUGUGGAGGGAGGGGGCUGCAUUAGCAAUUGCUGGAAAGGACCCCCACUCCCCCCAAAAAAUAGCUGAUUGAAAUGUUUGCUUUCUUAUUGCUGUGUUUGGGUUGUAAUUAAUCGAAUCUGUUAAUGAACAUGUGAUGAAUUUUACAUCCCUCAGUCUGGGGCGUUUAGCUUUCUUCUUUAAAAGCUCUUAAAAGACUUUUCUCUAAUUCCGUUAAAAUCCCAUUUAACAGUACUAUGGAGACUUGUGAAGGAACGGAUUCAUCCCCAUUUGAUUAUUCAGCAUCUGGUCUCUGAGUUGGCUCGAGCAAUAAGUGCAGCCUAACUAUAAUCACAAUCAGGGUCCAAAAAACUUUUUUUCCCCCUGUUUGAAGCUAACGGAUCACAAAUGACGGGGCGUAUAGCAUCGCUUGUUGAAUUAACAUACAGUUUGCUUAAGCUUUAUUUGUGAGCGCUGCAGUUCCAGAGGACUACGAAGGACUUUUAAAGUGUUUGUUCUAUUUGAAAAUGUGAAGCUGUUGGAAUCAUCAUUUGUUUAGGUUUUUGUAUUGGACACUCAUUUUGAAACUCACAAUGCCAAACCAAACUGGUUAAAUGUUACCGCUUAUCAUAACGCUCCAUGACACUACAAAAAUGUUGCGAUUUAUCUUUGACAGUGUUUCACUGGUUUAUAUGUAUAUGCAUAUUUUACUGUACAGUCGAGCCUCGUCAGCGAGGGGAGGCUUAAACCCACAUUUCAUUUUAGAUAUUGUGGCACUAUAAAGGAUUUAACGUUGAAAAGGUCACUGUUCUCAGAACGGACGGCUUUCACUUGUUAGGUUUAUCGGGCUUGGAGUGUUUUUUUUGUUGUUUUUUUUUUUGCCUCAUCCCUUCCCGCAAAAGAUCCUGAUGCUUCUCAUCACUGUACCUGCACCAAAAUGUUGUCCUGACUUUUUUUUUACUUUUAAGAUGCAUAUUUCAUUUUGUCAAAAGGACCAGUGCUUUUACAGCUGAUCCAGCAUUCUAUUUAUCCUACCUGAUCUGUAUCCUUUCAGAUAUUUGGUCAUUACUCUCCCUUGUUAAAAAAAAAGAAGCUUAUUGAAAGAAAAGAAAUAAAGCAGUUGUGAUUUCAUAAAUGUA
Molecule: messenger RNA, 9105 nt
Organism: Cyclopterus lumpus (lumpfish)
Lineage: Eukaryota; Metazoa; Chordata; Actinopteri; Perciformes; Cyclopteridae
Gene: prrc2b
Product: proline-rich coiled-coil 2B
Exons: 31
Coding region: 248-7003 (2251 amino acids)
Biological process (GO): cell differentiation
Source: RefSeq, a predicted model, not a curated record